Molecule: messenger RNA, 339 nt
Organism: Penicillium pulvis
Lineage: Eukaryota; Fungi; Ascomycota; Eurotiomycetes; Eurotiales; Aspergillaceae
Exons: 2
Coding region: 1-339 (112 amino acids)
Source: RefSeq, a predicted model, not a curated record
AUGUUUCGCAGAACAUCUGAUUUUUUCAAACACUUCAACCAAAGGCACGACUCGGUUCACCCAGAAAAGCCUGUCCUGGAGUCCCACAACUCGAGUGCGAGAUCUUCUCAUGCUGAUUUAGCCGUCGAUACCGCGCCCCAUGCUAUUAUAAAUGAGACACGCCCUAAAAAACAACGAGUCUGGAGCUUUGGUCAUCAAGAUGAGGAUGAACGGGAAAAGCGACGUCUAAUGCGAGAGGAGAGGGAACGCGCUGAUUUUGCCGCUACGAGAAGAUACUCUAGUGCUCGGCGACGCAGCAACGGUGCUGGUAUCGGGUUUGAAGGAGGAUGGCAGGGCUAA